This is a messenger RNA of Gamsiella multidivaricata, 297 nucleotides long. RefSeq names its product cytochrome c proximal. Gene Ontology annotation, cellular component: mitochondrial intermembrane space. The record is from RefSeq and is a predicted model, not a curated record. The annotation marks the transcript as partial. Lineage: Eukaryota; Fungi; Mortierellomycota; Mortierellomycetes; Mortierellales; Mortierellaceae. Gene Ontology annotation, molecular function: electron transfer activity; heme binding. The transcript has 3 exons. Gene Ontology annotation, biological process: mitochondrial electron transport, ubiquinol to cytochrome c; mitochondrial electron transport, cytochrome c to oxygen.
UCAGGAGCCAGGUUAUUCAUGCGCGUCUGCUAUCACUGCCACACACUCGAGGAACACGGUAUCAACAAGUAUGGACCAAGGUUACAUGGCGUCUUUGGGCGUAAGGCUGGCCAGGCAAACGGAUUCAUAUUCUCGGAGGCACACGCGCGUAGUGGCAUUAUUUGGACUGAAAAGACUCUCUUUGAAUAUUUGGAGGAUCCCAAGAAAUAUAUUCCAGGAACCAAGAAGCCAUUCCAUGGCCUCAAAGGAGCCCAAGAACGCAGCGAUAUCAUUGCAUACCUCAAGGAGGCUUCCUGA